This is a messenger RNA of Varanus komodoensis (Komodo dragon), 3092 nucleotides long. RefSeq names its product prickle planar cell polarity protein 3 (gene PRICKLE3). Lineage: Eukaryota; Metazoa; Chordata; Lepidosauria; Squamata; Varanidae. Gene Ontology annotation, molecular function: zinc ion binding. The transcript is spliced from 9 exons. The record is from RefSeq and is a predicted model, not a curated record. Bases 92 to 2209 code for a protein of 705 amino acids.
GCGAAGCCGCCGCCGCCGCAGCGCCCGGGCGCAAGGGGGGACCUGGAGGCAGCUGAGCCGCCCGGGCGCUGAAAGCGGCGGAAUCGGGGCCAUGUUCAACCGCGGGUCGCGGCGCCGAAGAUCGAGCCGAGCCCUCCCUGAGGUGGAGGAUCCUGACCGAGGCCAGCCGUGUCAGGCAUGUGGGGAGCAGUGCCCAGGCUUCCUAGUGCAUGGGUGGAGGAAGAUCUGCCAACACUGCAAGUGUCCGCGGGAAGAGCAUGCAGUGCGUAUGGUGCCUGUCGACCUGGAAAGGAUGAUGUGCCGCCUCAUCUCUGACUUCCAACGCCACUCCAUCUCAGAUGACGACUCAGGCUGUGCCUCAGAGGAAUAUGCUUGGGUGCCCCCAGGACUCAAGCCCGAGCAGGUAUAUCAGUUCUUCAGCUGCCUCCCAGAGGACAAAGUCCCCUAUGUCAAUAGCCCCGGAGAGCGGUACCGCAUUCGUCAGCUACUGCAUCAGCUUCCCCCACACGACAGUGAGGCCCAGUAUUGCAGCGCCCUGGAAGAGGAAGAGGCAAGAGAGCUGAAGUUAUUCUCGCAGCAACGGAAGAGGGAGAACCUUGGCCGUGGGACUGCCCGACUCUUCCCGGUCACCAUAACUGGAGCCAUUUGUGAGCAGUGUGGCAAGCAGAUCUGCGGAGGGGAUAUUGCAGUCUUUGCCAGCCGGGCAGGGCACGGGGCCUGCUGGCACCCGCAGUGCUUUGUCUGCACCACCUGCAGGGAGCUCCUCAUCGACCUCAUCUACUUCUACCAGGAUGGCAAAAUCUACUGCGGGCGGCAUCACGCUGAGCGCCUGAAACCACGCUGCGAGGCCUGCGAUGAGAUUAUCUUUGCAGAUGAGUGCACAGAAGCCGAGGGCCGCCACUGGCACAUGCGCCAUUUCUGCUGCUUUGAGUGCGAGGAGGCGCUAGGUGGGCAACGGUACAUCAUGCGCCAGAGCCGCCCGUACUGCUGCCACUGCUAUGAGAGCUUCUACGCAGAGUACUGUGAUGCCUGUGGGGAGCACAUUGGCAUUGACCAGGGCCAGAUGACCUAUGAGGGCCAGCACUGGCAUGCAAAUGAUGCCUGUUUCAGCUGCUCCCGCUGCCACCAGCCUCUGCUAGGGAAGCCUUUCCUGCCCAAGCAGGGCCAGAUCUUCUGUUCGCGAGCCUGCAGCUUGGGCGAAGACCCCAAUGGCUCUGACUCCUGUGACUCGGCCUUCCAGAGUGCCCGUUCCCAGGACUCCCGGCGAGCCAGCUGGCAGCAGCGGCGGAUCCAGGCCCAGCGCUCCCCCACCUCUCCCGUUGCACGCUCGGUCUCCUUUGGGGGACAGCCAGCACCUCCAAGCUCAGCUCCAAGGAUCCGCAGGAGUUGGAGCGGACUGCCUGCAGCUGGGGAGGAAAUACCCGCAGAAGCAGAGGAGCUCUCUGAUCCAGAGAGCAAUGGAUCAGGCUGCAGCCAGAGUUGUGAGGAGCCCGUGAAAUGCACCUCCCGGGGAACUUCCACUUGCCAACCACCCCCCACCGGCCAGGUUCCAGAAACAGGGACAGAGAUCCGGCCACGUUUCCAGCGUGCAUCCCCUCUGCGCCAUUCCAUGCCCGAGUUGGGUCUGCCACCUUCUAAAAUCCUUGACUGGAGUAGCAAUUCCGCUUCCAAGCUGCCAGCAUGUGCCCAGCCACAGCUCAGUGAGGGAACUGAGCUGGGGGAAGGGAGUUUUGCCCAUGGAGGGGUUCCCCGGGUCAGUUUCCGGGAACCCCUAAUCUCAGGGGAGCCAAGCACCCUUUGUCCCAAGCAGGCCUCCCUGAACACACACAAGCUGCUUCAAAAUGGGGGACCCAGCCGGGGGCACCCCCACUCCACCUCUGACAACUCACUCAACUUGGGAAGCCAGAACUGGAGGCCAAGAAAAAGUGUAGGGGAGAAGAGAGGGGCAAACCUCUCCUAUUCCGCAUCUGAGGGUACCUUUCCUGCUUGGCACCGAUGCUACCCUCCCCGAGGAUGGGACUUCAGCUCCUCCGAUUCCUCCGACUCCUCCUCAGAGGAGGAAGGAUACUUUCUGGGGGAGCCCAUACCCCUGCCUCCCCACCUACGAGGUGGAGCGAGCCCCACAGAGACCACAUCUACUGACCCAACACGUAAACAGCAGCGCCGAAGACUGCGGGUCAUCAGGGACAAGAACUGUGUUGUGGCGUAAGCCUGGCCUUCCCCUUAAUGGCCUUUGGCUGCAAGGAUCCCAUUUGGCUCAUUGAAACCGUUCAGCGUUGACCGUUGUGUGUGCAGGCCCUUGCAAUUUGGUCCGGGAGCGUUGCCUGUGGCUUCUUCCACAAGGACCUCUUUGAUUCGUGCCCUUUACGAGGGGAUCCUCCCCCUCAGAAAGUGACCUCUUCAUCAUGACUGUCAAGCUCUCCCAGCCUUUCCUCAGGGACACACGAGCACUGGCUUCUCCGUGGCGCCCUUUGAUCUUUUGAUGUGCCCCUUCUGUGAAGAAUCUUGAACUCCUCUCUGUGGUGGUCUUUGUGUUUAUUUUCCACGGUGGCCUUUUUUGACCUCUCGACUGUGACCUUUUGGAUACUGAUCAGCCUUUUGUCCUGAACCUUCAGAGUGAUGGUCUGUGAGCCCUCUGCACUUGCGCACCCCCUGCACGUCGCACGGCCUCUCCUUCCCCAGGACCCCUCGAACUUCAGUUUUGACCUUUCCACUGUGACCUCUGAUCUCCUGGGUGACUCUUCCUCCUGCACAUUGCCAUUAUUAACGUCUGCCUAUCACAAGGUUGCAGAGUUUCAAGCUUUUGGGCGCUUCUUCUCUAUGCACAAGGUGUCUGGCUUUGUGUGUGUCUUGUUGUGUGAGUGUGGGCGGGUUGAAUGCCAUUUCCCAGCCGAUACACUGAAUAUGGGCACGAGGUGUCCGUUCUGGGGCAGAGCCUGUAAGCAUCCUUUGAUCCAGCUAGCACUACUGUUCUCUUCCCCACUGAAUAUUGUGCACAUAUCUCAAGAUUUGUAAUUUUUUAAAUUUUGUUUUUUUUUUCUUAUCAAGGGUCUUAAUUUAAGUGACAUUUAAAUAAAACUUUAUAAAAUGUG